Oreochromis niloticus (Nile tilapia) is the source of this 2607-nucleotide messenger RNA. Its product is annotated as nectin-2. Gene Ontology annotation, cellular component: adherens junction. The transcript is spliced from 8 exons. Gene Ontology annotation, biological process: homophilic cell-cell adhesion; heterophilic cell-cell adhesion. The record is from RefSeq and is a predicted model, not a curated record. Bases 73 to 1452 code for a protein of 459 amino acids. NCBI's taxonomy places the organism in Eukaryota, Metazoa, Chordata, Actinopteri, Cichliformes, Cichlidae.
UCCCCUCCCCCGCACGGUCCCGUUUCUACCUGACGGGAGAGUUUUUCAAAGGCAACAAGUUCUGAUAAUCCUAUGAUAUACAUAUUACAUUGUUCUUCUUUUUUUCACCCUUUUGUCCUAAACUUAAGUAGAAGUAUCUGGCUCGCCAUCUGGAUGCCAGACACGACUCAGUACUGGAACCUGGAGGGCUGUUUUUCUCGUCAGAGUCAUCCGGGAAUAACAAGGGCGAAAAGCGAAGAAAAUAAGCUGCGUGUUGUUUUCUUUAUGCUACUACGAGAAUUCAUGUCGCGCUAUUUUCCCACGAUCAUCUGUCGUUUGACGAUAAUAUCUGCGCUCCUGCUGACCAGAGAAACGAACAGUGGAAGUGUGACAGUGGUUCAAGGAGGCACUGCUAUCUUACCGUGCCAAAUCAUCCACACUGAUGAUGAUUUGACGCAGAUUACCUGGCAGAGGACAACCAGAGAAAAACCUCAUAAUGACAAUUUUAUCACUAUCCAACCAAGGGAAGAACCACGGUUUGUCAAUGGACAUGAUGAUCGAUUUAAGUAUAUCGGGAAUUUUAACAACAAAAAUGGAACCCUCCAGUUAUCCAGUGUUGCACUGAAGGAUGAAGGCAGCUACACGUGCAUCUUCACCUUGUUUCCCAGUGGAAAUCAGAAGACCGAGAUACUUCUUAUAGUGAUUGUGCCUCCUUUCACAAGUGUCAAGGACAACCUUCCGACUUUGGGCACUGAAGAGGUUUUAUUUGCUACCUGCACGGCUGCUGGAUCGAAGCCUCCUGCUGAGGUGAGGUGGCUCACUGAUGCUUUGGGAGAAAAAGUGAGGACGACAACAAACUCCAUCAAGUAUGACAACGGUACGACUACCACAGUCAGCUCUCUGUUUGGCGUACCUAUGAGAGAGAUUAAUGGUCACCAGGUCCAGUGUGUCAUUAGCGGUGACUCCCUGUCUACAGAAGAAACCCUGCCCUUCACCAUACAGAUCUACUUCUCUCCCACAGAAGUGAACAUUACAGUGAUUUCAGAGGGCUCAUUUGAGUGUUUGACAGAAGCCAACCCAAGUGCAAAUAUUAUCUGGAGCAGAUCUGGCAAGUCUUUGCUGCAGUCCGCUGUCAGAGUGGAGGGUGCAAAACUACAACUGCUGAGUCUAAACUCCGAUCUAAAUGGCCUCUAUCAGUGUGAAGCAACUAACGCAUAUGGAAGUAAACACGGUCGGCUCUAUGUGCAUGUGGCAUCAGGAGCAUGCUCUGCUGCUUGGGCCUUAUUUCUUGUUGUGCUUUUCCUGAAUGUGGGGACUGCAGCAUGGUGCUUUUAUAAAUCUGGACAUUUUCAAAGGUUUUGUUGGCAGAAUUUCUCAGCAAAUGAAGCAGCAGAUGGGAGAGCAGAGCAAGAACAGCAAGGAGAACAUCCUCUGACAGCUGUGGGCGCAUGUAAUGGACCACAUCUGGACUGAAGGCUCCACCAGCGUGUUCCAGGGUCAGCUGGUAGAUGAACAGAUGAACAGGUGGUACUUUUAUAUUCCUGAAUCAAUUUUUUUUAAUUCAUAUAUAUGAAUGUUUCCGUCUUGCUGUUACUAUACCUUAUACUUGUAGUAAUUACAGUAGUUUAAAAGCAAAACAUUGUUAAUUGACUCCCACUCUGCGACAGCAUUUUGGAUGUGGCUUUAACUGCCUGUUCCUUUGUUUUCAUGUGUAACAACUUUAAUGGCACUUGAGAUCUGUGCUUGUGUUUCUACCAAGAGUUUGAACUGCUUUCAUCAGAAGCUGUAUUAAUGUAGUUACUGUAAAUUCAUUUGUUUAUUUUUCCACCAUCUGAAUAUUAGUUUGUCCCUUCAUUAAGGGUAACAAUGUUAAUGUUACAUUUUAAGUUUACAAUCUAAUGCAAGGACACAAGUUCUGACAUAUCAACCAUUCAUAUGAAACAACUGAGGUGAAAUGAAGGUAAACUGAUAUGUUUUUGUAUGUUUGGUUGUUGGUUGAUUAAAUGUAAAUGUCAACAAAACAACAGAAGUCUGAUUAUGUGUAAGUGCUGACCUGUAACAUUAUAUCAUCUUGCACAUUGCUGGUUGUUAAUGACUGAUGACAGAAACUGCACAAGGAUUAAACUUUAAGAGUUAGGGCAUGGCAGAAGAUAUUUGAGAACCACUUUCCUAAAGCAUUACACAGUUGGGCUCGUGUGUGUAAAGCUUUCUAUCACAAUUACUUUUAUAUCAUAUAUCUCACACUGGAGUUUCAAAUGUGGCAGCUUUUUGUAAAACAUUAAAUCAUUAAAGCAUGGUGUUUGUUCUGCAUAUUAAAUGGAUCAUUCUACAUGUACAUUACUUUUUAAUGUGUUCUUUAAUGAAAAUUUUAAAAUGGAAGUUUGUUUUUGAAUUGUUUUUAUUAUUUUGUGAAACAUUACUGAUUUUCAUGUAAUCUAUUUCACUGUUGUCUGCAACAUGUGAAAAAAACUAAAUGUGUGCCCUAGUUUCAUUUAUUCUUCUAAAGUAAUGUACCAGCAUUAUUUCCUUUGUAUAUGUGUUUUAAUCUAUUUAGUGCUUCUACACUCUGAUUUAUAUUUGUUGUACAUUUUGUGGAGCACCUCUCACAUAAAUGUGUUUUGAAAAUGG